AUGCAUGCCUCAGACCUGCAGCGCUUACAGCGCUUGUUUGCGUACUUCAAAAAAAACACAAGCAAAAUGUUGGAGGGUUGCUGUGCGUUAGUUGAGCUCAUUGAUGAGGACGACUUAACAAACUGGUACGUGCUGUUGAAGUACGAGGAUGAAAACAAUAAGGAGUUUUUCGUUUCUUUGCGCAUCUACUUCUUCGAGGAGCUGCAACGUAUGCCGCUUGUAUUUGUGAUUGCCCCUCGGCUCGUAGCAACCUUCAUUCACCACGGCGCAAUUUGUUCGCUAGAGCUGAUGUCGCAGCAGUGGUCGGUGGAUGCGGAGGGAAUCGCACUCCUCAUUCGCUCACUGCACGCCACGCUGAACCCAUUCAGCCAUGACAGCAAGGUGACGGUGGAUGAACUUAAUAGCAGUAUAAGUAGCGGGAACCAACAACACCAGUUGCCGGCCGCCGACGCGAUGGAUGUUGCCGCUGCUCCCGCCGUUCCUGUCGCAGCGUACACGCAGAACGAACAUGAACUGGGCAUUCAACACAUUCGUCAGUCUCAUCCGCACCUCUUCCGCGGUUGUUCCCGCAAAGACUUCUUCAAGCAGCAGCAACAACAACGACAACAAGAAGAUUUACUAGCGGCAGCAUUUAUGAAGAAUGGCGUGGUGGUCCCGAACUCUUCCGCCGCCUCCUCUACUUCAUAUGCAUACGACGAUGGAAGGGGAAUGGCAUCAGUCAAGAAGGCAACUAUUCAUUCUGGGGAUGAACUACAGAAACUCUUUUUUGCGGGUGGGGUGAUGGAUGUUCAGCUGGAUCUUGGAGGUCAGGACUUGCCAAAUGGAGGUCGUUGUGAGAGCGUUGAUGAGCAUCUUGUGAAGUGUACGUUACCCACGGCCGGUUUCGCUACCCCGAGUUACACGAUGACGAUAGCGCCGUGCCGCGUGGAAAAGAAGGAGGAAGCAAAGAACCUUCAUAUAGCCUUAGAUACACCAACGGCUACUAGCGACGUUGGCUUGAUGGUUCCUGACACGGAUUUAUCUCGUAACGGCGAGGCUGCGGAUUGCCGAAGACGGGUAGACCAGCAACUAUCCAUCACAUCUAGCGUUGACGGCGAUGAUAUGGUAUGGGAGAUCAAACCAGAGCGUCGUAGGAAGCAUCAAGGCAAUAAAAACAUACACCCCCGUCUACAGCUUGAUCAGGGAAAGAAAGAAAGCGGAGUGGUUUUGAUCCUGACAGGUGAGGUUGUCAGAGCCACGAAUAAUAGUGAUAUUCUUCCGAGUGUACAACGACGUCGGAAGCCGGAGGCUCCUUGCACGGUGCCGGUGGGAUGCACUUUACGACUUGAAAACCUUACGGUUUACGGUGCGAUUACUGUACUUGGAACUCUUGAAAUGUCUGAAUGCACUUUCAUUGGUUACUUUUCCACCGAAGGUGGAGGACGUGUGGGAAUUUCUCAAUGUAACGUGUACGUGGACUGUGCCGAAACACGUAGAGAAGGGAUUCUGGUCCUUGAUGCUUCAACCGUGGAAAUACGGAACAAUACAACGGUGCAACGAAGGGAAUACACAUUUGAAAAUGAGAAAGAAACUCCUUCUAUUAGUCCAGUUGCACCGUUUGUGCUACAAUCUCUUAUACUGGUUUCUAAUAGUGGAACGUUGCACAUGCAGGGUGGUUGCCGUAUCAUGUCGCAUAGCACUGAAAAAACAAUAUUUGCAGAACAAGAUGCCUCAGUAGACAUUGCCGAUUGUAGUAUUAUGGCAGGAAGCAGCAGUGCAGUUAGUAUACUUGGGUGUCGUGCUUUUUUUGCCAACACACGUUUUUAUGGGGAGGAUAGUGUCGAGUUACAAGUCUCCGAUAUUAAUCGUCUAACUGGACUUAAUGUGGAGCUUGGGGGUCUUGUCACUGCCCGUCAUUGUGUGGCGGAGCAUCUAUACUUUGGCUUUUCGGUUAUUGCGCACUCCGUUUCACACUUCUUUGGGUGCCACGCCGAACAUGUUGUGAAUGGCUACACCAUUGAUGCCUCAUCUGUGACUAUUGAAAACAGCUCUGCCCACACCAACCAUGUGGGUGUAUUUGUGCUGAAUAAGGCGAAAUGCAUCAUCAAUAAUGACAAUGAACACGUUCUUCCGUUUGAAGAACGUUGCCGCCUUUUACUCAAGGCACGUGAAAACGUUGGGCGCCCGCGGAAGUUUCAGCGCGGGGAUAGACGCAUAUGCAAGGAAGAUCCAGAGACAGAUAUUGCCUUUUCCUCUGUGUUCAGCAGCCCGACUGCGCCACCGCAGCCACACGCAGCCACAGCAAGUGAAGAUGAAGCAAUGGAUCUUUCCGCUCUUGAAGUUAUUGAGCCUAUUGGUAUGAAUAGGAAACCUUUUGACCCUCACCCUGUCUCUGGGGCAACGACAACAAAUACGUCAAUUUUUCCUCUCUCUUUUAAGGGGGGACUUUUUAGUCUGGAGGUCCGUGAUGCAUGUAUGGUGGCAAAAGGGAUGCUUCUUGCAGAUGCACAGGACACUUCCAUCUACGUCUACGAUCAGGGCUCGCUUACACUCACCGACGUUGUUGUGUGUAAAUCAUUGGCAUUGUCACAGCAGCCAUGUGGAGUAAAAGUUGUGAACAGCCGAGCUUAUGUGCAGCGAUGUGUAGUGGCGGAUUAUGCAUUUGGUUUUGCCGCUAUUCAGGGAUCUUCUGCUCGUUUUGAAGAAUGCAUGGCUGUGGGUGGGACGAAUGGAUUUACUGUUGAUGAUGCUCAUUGCACCUUGCAUCACUGUGGUGCGACCACGGAUCACGUUGGUGUAUUUGCUCUCAAUCGUUCAACACUGCGAAUGGAUAACUUAAAUGCCGCUAAGUGUAAGGCAGGUUGGCUUUCGUGUGUGCUGAAGGGUCAUCUACAUGGAUUAGAGAGUCGUUCAAGCGAUACAGUGUGCAUUGGGGUUACAGUUCAGCACGGGCUUGACAGUGGGUUUACAUGCUACAAUGGUGGAUGUCUCCGUCUUGAGAAAUGUACCGUUGACAUGGGUGCCACCGCUUCUAGUGAAUCUAAUAUUGGCGAAACCUCGUGUCGUAAGUGCUUUUCUUCUGGUAUUGGCCGUUCAAGCUUUAUUUCUGCUUCAGACACUGAUGCUGCUGAUAGAACUGAUGAAGGCUGGAAUCGAGGCAGAAUGGGAAAUGUAUCUGCAGUAAAUUUAGCUCACGCUGAUAACUCCGGCAAUUUGCCGUCGUACAGCUCCCAAAAGAACUCUGGUGUGAAGGCCUGGUCGGGAAGUCGCUGUAUCGCUAUUGGGUGUGAAGUACGGCACGUAACGUUUGGGUACGCCGCGAUUGGUCCUGACACAGAACUGGAGGCUUCUCACUGUACCGCAAAGCAUAUUGUGAAUGGUUUUACAGUUGACGGCGCCAAGUGUCGGUUGUCACGUUGUAGCACCAACAGCAAUCAUGUGGGCGUGUUUGUGCUUAGUCAUGGAACGUGCAAGGUGCGCCGAGGCAGCUACACAGCUCGCAUGUAUAGCAUUGAGAAUCGCAAUGGUAUUGUGCAUAUAGAAGGACAUGUGAAGCUGAGUGGUUUUUCACGAAUUGGCCUCUACGUUUACGAUGGUGCGAGAUUGGACACUUUGACAGACAGCAUGUUGGAUAUCAAGGUUUGUAAGGACCCUGCACAACAGCAGUUACCUCCAGAGUCAACUCUUUCAGGGUCCUCAGCAACUCCAUCAGGGCUUUUUCCUUCAUGCUUUGCUAUUGAUAAGGGUACUGCAGUUAUUCACAACGCUUUUUUUGGUGGUGGCGCACAAUGUGCUGUGAGUUGUGGAGAUGGUGCGAACGUGUAUCUUCACCAAUGCACUGCAGAGUUUUGCAAUGUGGCGUUCAAUGCGCUCUCAGGAUCGCAAAUGUAUUUGUCAAACUGUUAUGCCCGACAUGUUCGACAUCACGCACUUAUUGUUCACCGUGGCGGUGUUUCGCGGGUAAAUUGUCAUUCCCCCGUAUCCUCGACAAGCGGUGUUUUGCAUGGAAGACUACAGAUUGAAGGAAAGUGCUUUCUGGAGCGCGUCGUGCUUCACCCCACAUCAGACGUGGAUGACGAACAAGCUGUCGCUUUCCGGCCGUCACUGCCACCUCCAUCCUCGUCCUCGGCAGAUCUUGCAUCUCCCAGGUCUCUCCCUUGUAUGCCGACAUUGUCUUCAACUUCUUCCUUGUUGAAGCCGAAUGGUCUCAUUCGUGUUUUCUGGAGUGGGGCGCUAGUGAUGGAUUGCUGCCUCGUUCUCCUUGAGGACCAACAUCGCGUGGUGGAGGAGGAAGCCGGUGGCAAAGAGAAUAUGGAAAAAUAUGUGAUUGUGGCGGAGGGUCGCAGGGCCACAGUACACUUGCGAAAUGUUCUUUUUCGGAAGGUGUUUGCGACCGUGCCCGGUUGUGUGGGGAGCUGUAACGCCUCGACGAGCUCUCAUGGUAGUGGGUUGUUGCCCAAAAAUAGACAUGGAAGCAAUGCCCCUUGUGACAGGCCAACUUGGUACGGCCUUGUUUUACUGCAGGGCGCAAAAGGUGACAUACGUGGCCUAUCUGAGGCAUCACUCAUAGGCGGUGAUGCUUCCUCUAUUUCUGGGGCAACCCUGAAACGUUCACUCGGGACAUCGCAGCCUCUGACGCAUUACCCCCCCACAACAUGUGUGGAAGAAGGCACGGACAGAAUCCCCCUUGUAGAUAACUAUGACUCUCUGGUGGACGAUGAUUCUCUUGCGCAGAAUGUUAAAAAGGGUCCAAAUGCGUUAUCAGGUGGUGAAGUCGUGCCCCUGCGUGUUUGCAUGACUCGAACAUCAUCGUUGGUGACAGAACAUGUGAAUGUGCGGCAGCUUAUUGCUUCUGGAGGGUCGACUAUUGAUGCUUCACAUUGCUAUUUUGCUGGGGCUGAGGCUGUGAUACUCAGUGGCGGUAGCAUCCUGCGGGCAGUUGAGAGUCGGUUUAUUGGAGCAGUUUGUGGUCCGGCCAUGCGGGUGGAGUAUGCCACUGUGCAUCUCAAUAAAUGUCGCGGCUAUUCCAUACGCAGGGAGGUAAUUGUGGCCAAGAGCGCAACGCUGAAGCUUGCUGAGUCCGUGUUUUUUCUGUUUAACUCCGAAAGCAAUGCCGCUAGCGGGGGAGCUUUCGCCACUGGGGAACGCUGGUUUGAGUUUUCCUCAGAGAACAGUGAGGACGGCGAUAGAAGAAAAGGUGAGGAUUUGUUAAUUUUGCAUCACCAGGGGCAUCGGAGGAGCGGUAGCGGCGAUGAUAAUAACGGAGAAAACGCCGUUUCAGCAAGUACGAAACAAGCGGACACUACUAUGUCAAAGACAGCUGCACCAACGUGUUUGCCGUUAGAAAAUACCCCUAUUGAACAUUGCAUGGUGGUGCCGUUAAAAAGUCCUUUGCUGUCUCUCGCCUGUGUUGAGGAGACACGGUCAGAUACUUUGCUGCAGGAUGCUAAAUGCCGGCAGAAGCAUGAAGACUGCGAAGUUGAUCGGCUGCCAGUUGCCGUGUGGAGUGUCCAGUCGAAAUCUUUUCAGGAGAAGUGUACCACUGAGGGAAGGGUGGGGAGGUUAACGUGCCGGACCGGCGAAUCCACUGGAUCUUUUAUACGCCGUAAAGCAGGUAGUUGUGUGACUGAAGUAUCCUUGGCACAUGUCGAAUCAGGGGCGGGGCAGUCGUGUGGAGGGGGACAUCAUUUUGCUGUGCGGCUGGAGCGUUCAAGUCUGUAUUGUUGCGGUGCCACAAGCAUUGAGGGUGGAAUUACAGCUGAUGCCUUCAGCAGGAUAGAGGCCUGUCGCACCCCAUGGUUCUCUCACAUUGUGCGUGUGGCAAGAACAGUGUUCUCCACCGUUUUUGGGACGUGA
This is a messenger RNA of Trypanosoma rangeli, 5835 nucleotides long. RefSeq lists its product as uncharacterized. Bases 1 to 5835 code for a protein of 1944 amino acids. NCBI's taxonomy places the organism in Eukaryota, Euglenozoa, Kinetoplastea, Trypanosomatida, Trypanosomatidae. The record is from RefSeq and is a predicted model, not a curated record. The transcript has a single exon.